AAUCCAACGCGUUAUCAGAUCGAUUUGGUGCGUGUCAAAGCUGCUUUGUUGACGCUGCUUGGAUCUGAAUGUCAGGAGAUGACUACGCCCGAAAAGUCUCCUACCAGAGAUCAUCCUGAAGAGUUCCCAAGCUCAAAAAACGAGAAAGCCACCAUUGAGCUUGAAAAUCAAUACGAGCACAAGCUAGCUCUCGAGCUGGAACGCUUUGACCAUCUGUCUGAAGAAAUAGAAUCCAUUCAACAGAGAUGCGAAAGCUUAUUGCAAGCCCAAACAAUAGAACACGAGGCUGCGAUUCGAGAUGCAGAAGGACGCACGAAACGCGUCGAAAAGGAGCUGCGCCAACAAAUAGAGCGCCUGUACGAAGAUGCAAAGCACAAUGAACAUAUGUUCCGGGAGGUAAAUAGAGAAUUGUGAUACGGUAGGUAUUGACCAGCAGCAUUACGGUAGGUUCUUGACCAGCAAGAGCAUGAGUACGAAACAGAGCUUCAACAACUUAUGGCUGCUGCUCAAGCAGAGUUGGCUAUCGAACGUGAAUGUACAGCUGAAGCUAGGGGCCUAAUUCAGGCUCGAAAUACAAAAAUUUCACGACUUGAUAAGCGUCUGGAUGCGCUCAAGACUGCCAGUCAUGCUCGGAAUGUCCUCUUGACAGCCGAGAAAGUACGCAAUGCGAAGCUUGAAGCCACCCUACGACACUUUAAGCGCCACAUGGAAGAGCGCGAGUCUACGCUUGAAGACAAAGAACUUUCCAUUUUAAAUCUUCGGCGAAAAAAUGUGACUUUGGAUAAUUUCCGGCUUGUGCUGGAUCAUCGAGUACAACGACUCGUACAGGAACGAGGGCCUAUCACUCGACAUGUUGAGGGUCUAGAAGCUCAUAUUACCGCGAUGUACGAUGAACUAGAAGCAGACUAUUACGAGAGGAAGAGGAGGAAGCAACAGCUAAAUUCCAAGGACUCAAAAGUAAUCUCUUUGGGACAGGAGACUGCAACCUUACGAGGUUUACUUCGGGAGAGAGAUGCGUAUAUUGCCUCCUUUAAGCGCAUGUUGUCCACGCUGGUUGAGGUUACGACACCGAAGGACUUGGAAGACGCAGUCAAAAAUGCAUAUUGCAAGUAUAUAAGAGAUGAAGGAUCACAACAUCGAUCGAGUGGCAAUUCCUUUGAAGAACAUCAGGAAUGCAGACAAGUCUAUCCUUAUGGUCUGGAUAAUGCACUAGUUGAGGCGCAUUCACAGCGAAUUCGUGCUCAGAAAGCCACAGAGAUUUCAGAGCAUCGUCUUUGGGUUGAAAGGGGCAAUGCCCAGCGGCUGCAGAGGGCCAGACUUGGUAUGUCUUUGUUCACAUUUUCCUUGCAUCAACUCGCGAUUAGGCGAAAACUCACUCUUAAUUGCUGAAUGCAGUUCGUUAAGAGGCGAAAGCUUAUCACUCGCACGAGAUAUCAGUCAUUUGCGACAAGUAAUGAAGGACCACGACGAAAAAAAGCGUCGCAAGGCACCCCAGUCGCACAAAAUGGCGCAACAUCAUGUCUCCCCCACUCAUGGUGAAAGUCAUUUCGCGCUCGGCCCUAGUCUAGCGCUGCAGGCAGCUGAUUUACCAUUGGAAUCAUCUGGCAGUCAGGGGUUUCCAAGACGUAAAUUCGAUAGAGAACCGAAGCCGCCUACUUGGCGACCGACUCAAAAAAGACUUUAUCGAGGAUCUACAAGGGCACUAAAUCUAUUGUCUGAUCGCGAUGCCCGAAUCGUUCAAGUAAGUCAUCUUUCUUCACACAUUUUGUAACUCAAAAACCAUAGAUGGAAUCUGCACAUGAUGCAAACACGAGAGUAAUUGAAACUCAAAAAAUGGAAAUCAAGCAGCUUCGUAAACAGUUGCAAAAGGAGCAUGGUCCAGGGGAGUCUAGAGAUGGCCAAAGGUCGACCUCUAAAAUCAUAAAAAUGGUGUAAAAACUGGCUCAACGCCACGACAUAAGUACCCGAGUGACCCCUUUCCACCAGCCCGGUCUCGGGAUCAAAAUUCGCCCCCGGAAAAGUGGCUGGGAACUCGAAUCUUAAAUUUUGGGUCCGCGUCCUUGUUUAGACUGGAGUUCGAGCUAAUCUUAUCGUUCGCUCCCGGAGAUGCGUCCCAGACCAGCGAGUGCCCUUGCCCGUUUUUCAAAUAGCAGUCUGUGACCCCAAGUCCGACCCCCUUCAGGGAGUCAGCUACCGUCACACGUGUUAUGACCGACCGGGUUAUUAACUCCGAAUCCCCUCCGAGGGUUAUUAACAGGUUACUUACAACCCGCAUUUACCCGCACCAGCCCGCAUCUACCCUGGUGGCGCCAGGGGCUGUUAAUUUGCGAUGUGGCCAUUUCACCGCCGCGAUCCCAUAUCGGCGCAGCUAUCGGCGCUCAGGCAGCAGGCCCUCCGAGAGUCUGGCCGGCCCUCCCCCUAGUAUCCCAGCUUCAACUUCCCCCAUGUCAACGUCAAGUAAACGUAGUCCUACUUCUGCUGGGUUCUUCCGGGCUCUUUUGGACGUCCAGUGGCCAAGUAGGUCCAGUGGGGCCGUGUAGCAUACUUUCUGAUUUCAAUGCCCAUUUGGGGAUUUGUUUGUUUUGGAAAGCACCCAGCCUCACAUACAUUUAU
Messenger RNA from Pelagomonas calceolata, 2613 nucleotides. The record is from the annotation of a GenBank genome assembly. Lineage: Eukaryota; Pelagophyceae; Pelagomonadales; Pelagomonadaceae.